ACAUCAUCAAAAGGAAACGAGGAAGAAAAAUAUUAAGAAGAGGAACCUUCCCAAAACUUCUCUCAUUUGUUCUCUCUUUCAUUCAUUCAACACAUACAACUCACCGCCUUUUAUUUUCCCCCAAAUCAUCAAAACCCUAAUUUAAUUUCAACCCACCAUGUCCUACCAACCACAAUCACCCGAUCAAUCAGACGACGGCGUCGGCCGCCGUCUAUACAACCCAUACCAAGAUCUCAACAUUCCAGCCAGAACGCUAUACAAACUCCCAACCUCGCCGGAAUUUCUAUUCCAAGAAGAAUCAGUCGCACAACGACGUUCAUGGGGCGAAAACCUAACCUACUAUACCGGAAUCGGUUACCUCGGCGGCUCAAUUUACGGCGGAGUAAAAGGGUUACCAUUAGCUAGAAAAGAAUUCGAACCUAGUGAUUCUAGGAAACUGAAAUUGAAUAGAAUAUUAAAUAAAUGUGGACAAAAAGGUGGUGAAUUUGGGAACAAAACUGGUGUUUUAGGUUUGUUGUAUGCAGGUAUUGAGAGUGGAAUGGUUGCUGUUCGAGAUACCGAUGAUAACGUUAACAGCGUUGUCGCUGGGCUCUGCACCGGGGCGGUUUAUAAGGCGGCGCAAGGCGUGCGGUCUGCUGCCAUUGCUGGUGCUAUUGGUGGUGUCCUUGCUGGAUUGGCUGUUUCUGGUAAACAGGUUGCAAAAAGAUACAUUCCCAUUUGACGGAUUACUUAAAGUUUUAAAAUUUUGAUCAUUAUAUGUUAUGUAGUGGUUUUUUACGAUAUUUUUGAUCGACGAUAUUGGAACAAUAGGAAAAGAAAAAAAUAGUAGAUAAUUGUGAUGAUGAUUCCCUUUAUGUUUGUGAUGAUGAUACGGAAUGUAUCAGUGGUUUGUUACGAAUAAAUUGUUAUUGUUGGCUCUUUGAUAUGGGAAUUGUAUAACUCAUUCUUUUCUUAGUAAUGUUGCCUUGUUGAAAUGUUGAAUAUUGGUCUGCUUAUAGUGAUAAUAAUACCUACUAAUUUAUGAAAA
Messenger RNA from Erigeron canadensis, 1027 nucleotides. RefSeq names its product mitochondrial import inner membrane translocase subunit TIM23-1-like. The record is from RefSeq and is a predicted model, not a curated record. Gene Ontology annotation, molecular function: transmembrane protein transporter activity. Bases 158 to 721 code for a protein of 187 amino acids. The transcript has a single exon. Gene Ontology annotation, biological process: protein import into mitochondrial matrix. Gene Ontology annotation, cellular component: mitochondrial inner membrane; TIM23 mitochondrial import inner membrane translocase complex. Lineage: Eukaryota; Viridiplantae; Streptophyta; Magnoliopsida; Asterales; Asteraceae.